UCUGCAGCCGGAGCGUUAGGAAGCUUCAUCAAUGUCUAGUGACAGCCGAGGACGACGGAGGGAGGGGAGUGAACGCGAUAGUAGUGAAUGCGAAGUAAGCCAGCCCAGUACUUAAACAGUCCAUUUCAGCUGUUUCCCAUCUGAAGUGAUGAUGGCGGCGGCCCUUGAGAGAGGGGGUGUCCGUGCCGCCUUCCUGAGCACCGGCAGCGGCGGCGGUGGACCAACACCAGCAGCCCUCCCAGCUGGAACGGCAAGCGGGACAGUUGUGCUGGGUCCGGGGGGCUCCGGCCCGAUGCCCGUGCCUAUGAACCUCUUUGCAACCUGGGAAAUAGACCGCUCUUCCCCGAGCUGUGUGCCGAGGCUGUGCAGUCUCACUCUAAAGAGGCUGAUCAUCCUGAGGGAGCUGGACAAAGAGCUCAGCUCCGUUGUCAUCGCUGUUAAAAUUCAGGGUUCCAAAAGAGUGCUGCGAUCAAACGAGUACAUACUUCCUCCCAGUGGGCUAAUGGAGACAGAUCUGGAGCUCACCUUUUCUCUGCAGUACCCACACUUUCUGAAGAGGGAUGCCAACCGGCUGCAGGUCAUGCUACAGAGACGCAAGCGCUACAAAAACCGCACCAUCCUCGGUUACAAGACGCUCGCCAUUGGAGUCAUCAACAUGGCUGAGGUGAUGCAGCACCCCAGCGACGAGGGUCUGGUCCUGGGUCUCCAUAGCAACAUGAAGGAUGUUCCAGCACGCGUGGCAGAGAUCAGCGUGUUUUCUCUAUCUAGCCAGCCCAUCGACCAUGAGGAUAGCAGCCAAAGGAGGAACAAGACCAAAGCCUCUGAUCGGUCCCCCGAUAUGGACAACUACUCUGAGGAGGAGGAUGACAGCUACUCUUCUGAGCAGGACGCCAGCGAUGACGCAGUACAGGGCCAGGAUCUCUAUGAUGAGGAUGAUGAGGUCCGGAAGCCUAAAAAAUCUCGCCGGAAAAUAAUCCGAACAACUUCCAUGACACGGCAGCCCAACUUCAAGCAGAAGUUUGUGGCCCUGCUGAAGAGGUUCAAGGUGACGGAUGAGGUUCUGGACUCAGACCCUGUGGUUCAGAGCCAGGAGGUAGAGGAGGGACUGAACCUGCUCUAUGACAGUCUGGAGGUCUACAAUCACAGUGACAGCGGCCCUGACGUUGAGGACAAUGAAAGCGUGCUUAGCACCCCGAAACCCACGCUAAAGCCAUUCUUUGAGGGGAUGUCCCACUGCAGUUCUCAGACUGAACUGCGAAGCAUACACAGUCAGGAGAGCCAGCCACAGCAGCUAUACUGCACGAGCUGUAACCUCCUGCCGGUAGAGCGGAGCACUGCAGAGGAACGGCACCAGGAGGAGACGAGCAUAAACGCUAGCCCUGGGGAGGUGCAGGCGGAGGACUAUGGACUCCUGAUGGGAGAUGUGACCACAGGCUGGGAGCCCAGUGUGGACUGGCUAGCCAGCUCUACUGGGAGCCAGUGCAAGACUGAAACCCAGAACCACAUGACUCCCAGUAAAAGAACGAGCAAUCGCUGCCCACGCAGCACGUCUAUGAAAGACAGACAGAACUCUCGACCCCGCGGCAUCCGCAUAUCCAGCCUGGACAGCGAGAGUUCCUUCGAGUCCCGCCUCUUGGCGCAGGUUCCCAGAAAGUCUGUGUACGAUCAGCUGAAUCAGAUCCUGGUCUCUGAUGACAGACUGCCUGAGAGUAUUAUCCUGAUUAAUACUGUGGAGUGGCAGGGACAGUAUGUAGCAGGAGUUCUCCAUAAUCAGCCCAUUGUGUCGACCUGCUCUGUUGCAGACGUACAAGCUGCAUUCAACACCAUCGUGAUUCGCAUCCAAAGAUUUUGCAACUGCAAUGCCCAGACUCCGCCCACUAUCAAGCUGGCCGUGGCUGGAGACCAGGGCUACCUCAGCACCGUCCUGCGCUUCUUUGUGGAGCAGCUGGCCAACAAGACGCCCGAUUGGCUUGGUUACAUCCGCUUCCUUGUCAUCCCGCUUGGUUCUCAUCCUCUAGCGAAGUACAUGUCGUCCCUAGACAGCAAGUUCAGCAGCGUGUUCAUGGACACAUCAUGGAGGGAGCUGUUCUGCAGGGCGGAGCCUCCUGCUUCAGACAGCAUCGAUGUUGCCGGACGGAUCCUUCAGUAUCUUGCCGGAGCAAAUGUUUCCCACCAGUUCCCCAUCUCUGAAGCUAUGCUUACCUACAGACAAAAGAGCCCGGAUGAAGACUCCUGCCAAAAAUUUGUGCCGUUUAUCGGGGUUGUGAAGGUGGGAAUAGUGGAGCACAGUGUAUCAACAUCCGUGGACUCCGAUGAUGCCGUGGGCAGCAGCGUUCUGGCCUCACCCACAUCCCAGGUAGCCACGCCCUGUGGGAAAGACAUCUGUGGAACCCCCCCUCCAUCUCCUUCUGUUACUGCAAGCCUGUCUGGAGCUAGUUCCCCAGGCGCGAGUGCUGAGCUGAUGGGUCUGCAGGUGGACUACUGGACGUGGCAUGGAGCAGAGAGGAAGCGUGAGGGUGAGAAGAAGGAGGCGGGGCUAAAGAACACCUUAAAGAGCAACUUCCGCUCUCUACAGGUGAGCCGUCUGCCCUGUAGGGGCGAGCUUAUCCCGCCCCCCUGCAUGGCCAUGACUGUCGUCACCAAGGAGAAGAACAAGAAAGGUGUGCAUUCUGCUUCAGUGAUCUUCCUCAGUAAGAAGAUGAAGGAGAAGGAGCCGGACUCGAAGAGUCAGGUGAUCGAUGGCAUUAGCCGACUCAUCUGUACCGCCAAGCACCAGCAAACCAUGCUCAGAGUGUCCAUAGAUGGGGUGGAGUGGAACGAUGUGAAGUUUUUCCAGCUGGCUGCCCAAUGGCCCACCCAUGUCAAACACUUUCCUGUGGGGGUCUUUGGCUACACUAAACCCACAUAACCCACCUCCUGAAACCCUUGAGUCCCAGAACAAUAUGGGAUUGGGGGGGGGGGGGGGGGU
This is a messenger RNA of Electrophorus electricus (electric eel), 2968 nucleotides long. Its product is annotated as phosphofurin acidic cluster sorting protein 2. The record is from RefSeq and is a predicted model, not a curated record. Lineage: Eukaryota; Metazoa; Chordata; Actinopteri; Gymnotiformes; Gymnotidae. Gene Ontology annotation, biological process: protein localization to plasma membrane. Gene Ontology annotation, molecular function: transmembrane transporter binding.